UCAGUAUCAUCUCAUGAAGUCCCGCAAAUAUCUGCUAUCUUCCCUCUCUCUCCUCACCUACUAGUCUCUCUCUUUCUCUCUCUCUAUAAUUUGUAUCUCAUUUGCUUGAUAUUCGCUCUUUCUUAGAUCCCUUUAAUCCUAUCUUCAUCUCUUGGAAAAAUUCAGAAACUUUCUCGAGAAAAAUGAAGGAAAACAUGGGAAACCCUUUGCACCUGACCUCUUUGAAUCACAUCUCUCUUGUUUGUAGAUCAGUCGAGAACUCCAUUGAUUUUUACCAGAAUAUUCUUGGGUUCAUUCCUGUGAGGAGGCCUUGUUCAUUUGAUUUUGAUGGAGCAUGGCUGUUCAGUUAUGGAAUUGGAAUACAUCUAUUGCAGUCAGAAGAUCCAGAAAACAUGCCAAAGAAAAGAGAAAUCGAUCCAAAGGACAAUCAUAUUUCUUUUCAGUGUGAGAGCAUGACAGCAGUGGAGAAGAAGCUGAAGGAAAUGGGAAUCGACUACGUGAGGCAGCGGGUAGAGGAAGGUGGAAUUUACGUUGAUCAACUGUUCUUCCACGACCCAGAUGGAUUCAUGAUCGAGAUAUGCAAUUGCGAUAACAUCCCAGUGAUCCCGCUUGCCGGAGAGAUGGUCCGGUCAUGCUCGAGGCUGAACCUUCAGAAGAUGCAACAUCAGCAGCAGAUACAAAUCGUCCGACCAUAGGAGAAGAGCUCAUGAGCUUUAAUUAAUGCUAAAUUUGUUUUUGUGUGCAUGUCUUUUUGUUUUUGUUUUUGUUUUUCUUGUUUACUUGCUUUAGGUUCAUGUGAUAAGAACUUGGUGAUGGCAAAUGAAAAUGGUCACUUUGAAUGUGGCCUAAUUGGAAUUUUCUUGA
Messenger RNA from Camellia sinensis, 864 nucleotides. RefSeq names its product glyoxylase I 4. The record is from RefSeq and is a predicted model, not a curated record. Lineage: Eukaryota; Viridiplantae; Streptophyta; Magnoliopsida; Ericales; Theaceae.